GCGCCUGGGCCUGGGCCGGGCCUGGCCGAGCCGGGAAGAUGGUGCUGCGGCGGCUCCUGCUCUCCCUCAUCAACACGCAGCAGCUCGUGGAGCGCCUGGCUGAGUCGCGGCCCAUCCGCCGCGCGGCUCAGCUCACGGCCUUCGCGGUGCUGCGGGCGCAGCUCGGGGCCCGGGAGGCGACGCGGAGCCUGCGGGGGCCCGCGGGACGCGCCGCGCGCUUCGGGGCCACCCUCGUCCGGGAGCUCCGCCGGGGCCUCCGGGAGCGACCGCCGCCGCCGCCCGGGGGCAAGGAGGGCCCGGGCCGGGGGCCGCGAGAGUGAGGCGAGGGGAGAGGGCCCGCCGCAGAGGGGGCUCCCCACCCUCCCCGUCAUCUGUUCCCCGCGGAGCGGGGAGGGGGGUGCUUUCCUUCCCCCACAGUCAUCUCACCCCGCGCUGAGCAGAAGGGGGACUCCCCUCCCCCACAGUCAUCUCACUCCCCAGCCGAGCACAGAGGGGGGCUCCCUCGUCCUCAUCUGCUGCCCUCCCCCCUCCCAUCACCACCGCACCGCUCGGGUCUCGGGCUUGGGUCUCUGCUGGACGCCUUUGACCUUCAGCCGUAUCCUGGACACACAGACGGAGGGAGGGACUCGGAGCUGUCCUUAAGGGGGUCGGGGGCUCGGCCCUCCCCGCGGCACCAUCGCCUUUCACCCAAAAGACUUGGUUUCUUUGGCCGGACAGAAGUCAGCCGUGAGAUGCUGGUCCCUUUAAAAGCGCCCGCGGGCGAUCGUGACCUUGGACUGUUUUGGGGCAGAAGGCCCCCCAAGCCCUUUAGCCCACUGGUAAGACUCGUAGCUUUCUGAGCGGGAGAGGAAGGCGUCCCUCCGUCCAUCUGUCCGCCCUUCGGUCCGCCUGCCUGGGCUGUUUGGGAUUUGCAAUCGCGGUGUGAGUUCACCUGGAGCAAGUGCCUCGUUGGGACGCCCAGAGGGGGCCAGGCCGAGGCUCAGGUGUGUGCGUUAAAAUAGGGUUUGCCGGAUUCAUGCGGGAAUUUCCCUGUGCGUCUUUACACCUGCGUUCCCUCUGUUCGCUUUUUCAAGUUAUGAGUGAUUGACCUUGGCUACAUAAGCAAUAAAUUAUGAAUUGCGCCUGGGGUCUGGGGUGGUGUUCAGAGAAACCAGACGACAAAGCCAUGAGCCAUGACUGCAGAAUCUCACAGACCUCGGGUAUGCCCGCCCUCCCUGAGAAUCCGUGUCCUCGUGUGUCAAUGAUUGUGUUCAAGGGGAGCCCUCCUGCCUCAGGUGUCAGUGCCCAGCAGGAGGCCCUGUUUCACAUGAUGUGUCCACAGUUUUUCUUUGGCUCAGCCAGCAGGUGAAGCUGGCCUGUACAUGGAGAUAAGUCCCCUUCGGGCCUUUGCUUAUUGUUGGGGGUUUGGCAGUGAUGAAUUUUUGAGGACAGUAAACUACAGGUGGCCUUUGA
Messenger RNA from Trichosurus vulpecula (common brushtail), 1452 nucleotides. It is a transcript of the gene NCBP2AS2, whose product is annotated as NCBP2 antisense 2 (head to head). Lineage: Eukaryota; Metazoa; Chordata; Mammalia; Diprotodontia; Phalangeridae. The coding region runs from base 39 to 320 and encodes 93 amino acids. The record is from RefSeq and is a predicted model, not a curated record. The transcript has a single exon.